AGGAAGGAAGGAAGGAAGGAAGGGCAGGUACUCCGAAGUGGAGGGAGUAGGAGCAGGGCUGGACCCGGCUGACAAGAUGGCCUGGCCAUGCAUCAGCCGGGCGUGCUGCAUCGCCCGCUUCUGGAACCAGCUGGACAAAGCCGACAUCGCCGUGCCUUUGGUCUUCACCAAAUACUCCGAAGCCACCGAGAUCCCCGGCACCCACUUGGUCCUUCAGCAGCAGCCUGUCCAGCCGUCCUUGGCCCUGCCACGCCCGUCUUCGGCCAUCGAGACCCAGCCCUCUGCUGCAUCCCAUGCGGGUGGUGACUCUGGGGCCGGGGAACAUGCGGCAACCGCGGGGUCAUCCGGGGCGCUCCACAAAACCAGCUCCAAAGAGCCCCUGGGUGCCGACUCGGUGAUGCGCCAGGACUACAAGCCUUGGAAAGUCCAGCGGCCUGAGCCUAGCUGCAAGCCCAAAAGCGAAUACCAGCCGUCGGACACGCCUUUCGAUUCAGAGAGCCAGUACCAGAAGGAUUUCAGGGCCUGGCCCAUCCCCAAAAGAGGGGACCACCCUUGGAUCCCCAAGCAGAUGCCCAUCCCUCCAGUGGACCUGGACAGGGGCUCCAAGGAAAGGUCUGGAAGCCAAGAGAGGAGGAAGAAGGCCUCAGUGGGACAGGAGCCAGAGAAACCCAGCAAAGAUGCAGAGGCCAAGCCAAGCAGGCCUGAAGAAGCCAGGGUCAAGAAGGUCAAGAAGCGAGUCCAUGUUGUGGAGGAUGGAGCUGUCCAGCAGCAGCAACAGCAGCAACCACAGCCGGGCUCCUCCGCACCACCAGAGAGCAGCAAAGGGAGAGCGGCGGUGGAUGCCCUCAACCAGCAGAUCAAGAAGGAAGUCACCGCCCGGGUGAGCACAUCCUCCUACAGAAAUGAAUUCCGACCCUGGACAGAUAGCAAGCCGGCAAAACCCAUCAAGGCGAAGCCGCAGUACAAACCUCCAGCAGAGAAGAUGCUUCACCAAACAAGCUACAGUGCCCAGUUCACUGCAGAAGGUGCCAAGCCCGGGCCAUCGGAUAACAAAUUCCUCGAACACAGGAGGAUACGCAGCCUCUACAGCGAGCCCUACAAGGAAACAACGAGGGUGGAGAAGCCGAGCCCGCAGCCUUCCAAACCAAAAAAGACGACCACAAGCCAUAAACCGCUGAAAAAGGCCAAAGAUAAGCAAGUGGCGUCCAGCCGGGCAUCGAAGAAGAAGAGCGCCGAGGGCUCAGGCGGAGCGAACGUGGCGGCCGAGGACAAGGAGAAGAGCAAAGAGAUGAACAAUAAACUGGCCGAGGCGAAAGAGAACCCCGAUAAACCCACCGGUGCUACAGCCAAGGAACCUCGUUCCUUAGGACGGGACCAACCUACAGGAAUUAAUCCCCUGCCCUCCAUUCCUGAGGAAGCGGCUGGGACAAGCAUGUCACUUGCAUGAAAGGUGUAAAGAAUACGAUAUCAAACAUACACACACAUACAUACAUACAUACAUAUCCACAUAUAAACUCUCAAACAUUCAAUAAACUGGUGCUGAAUCCUCA
This is a messenger RNA of Anolis sagrei ordinatus, 1550 nucleotides long. RefSeq names its product microtubule associated protein 6 (gene MAP6). Gene Ontology annotation, molecular function: microtubule binding; calmodulin binding. The record is from RefSeq and is a predicted model, not a curated record. Gene Ontology annotation, cellular component: dendrite; Golgi-associated vesicle; microtubule. Gene Ontology annotation, biological process: microtubule cytoskeleton organization; positive regulation of axonogenesis; dendrite morphogenesis. Lineage: Eukaryota; Metazoa; Chordata; Lepidosauria; Squamata; Anolidae.